GAGAAUGGUAAAAGUUUCACAAACACAGUUGGUUAUUGAGUUGUUGCGCGAGGAAGACGUGUGUUGAGACCGAUAUUCAUUCAGUUCAAUCACGGGAGGAAAGAGACACUUUUUGGCACCUACAGCGAGUUUAGGGCGCACAUCAAUUAAGUCGUAUAAUUAUUCUUGUAAGAAAAAGGAACACAGCCAAAAUGAGACAGUGUUUAAUUGUGGUUAUUGCUAUUGUCGGAUUCGCCGCCGCCCAGGAGAACUUCAAGUGCCCAGAUGACUUUGGCUUCUACCCACACCACACAUCAUGUGACAAAUAUUGGAAAUGCGACAAUAACGCGGCCGAGCUGAAAACAUGCGGAAAUGGCUUAGCCUUCGAUGCAUCUGAUUCAAAGUACCUGACAGAGAAUUGCGACUACAUUCACAAUGUCGACUGCGGCGACCGCUCCCAACUCGAACCACCAAUUGGCACACACCACUGCCCACGGUUGUAUGGCAUUUUCGCCGAUGAGAACAAAUGCGAUGUCUUCUGGAACUGCUGGAACGGCGAGGCUUCGCGGUACCAGUGCUCACCUGGUCUUGCCUAUGAUCGCGAGGCUCGCGUCUGCAUGUGGGCUGACCAAGUGCCAGAGUGCAAGAAUGAGGAAGUUGCCAACGGAUUUGCUUGCCCAGCCCCGGGUGAAAUCACAAAUUCCGGCACAUUCUCGAGACACGCUCACCCUGAUGACUGCCGCAAAUACUACAUCUGCCUCGAGGGUGUUGCCCGCGAAUACGGAUGUCCCAUUGGCACAGUGUUCAAGAUCGGCGAUGCCGAUGGCACUGGCAACUGCGAGGAUCCCGAAGAAGUUCCCGGAUGUGAAGAUUAUUACGGCGAUCUGGACUUGAAGAGCAUCCGCAAGAGUGAAUUGCUGGCCGGACUCAAUCAGGAUGGACCUCGUCCAGCUACCAAGCCCAACAAGCCACGCCCACAAGGAAUCAAGGAGAACUAAGAGUCCUCCAUGAGGCACCCCCAAUUUUCAGCCACCUUCUUGUGACUUUUCCUCUCCCCCUUCUCCUUUUUCUCUCCCCCUCAGUCUCUCUCUCUCACUGGAAAUUCAAACUCUUCUCAUCCUUAUCUCCCUUAUCACUCUCUCUGUCGCUCCUUUUAAAGUGUAGGAAUUUCCACGAAAGAAAAGCAACUAUUACGUUUUUGAUGUAGAAAUUCGAGAGUUGUCACCAAUUCGAAAAGAUUACUUUUUUACAAUUUAAUUUAAGUCUCGAUGAAAGAAAAAAUGUAAUGGAAAUUUUAAUUUAACUAAAAUGAAUCAAUGUUAAUAAGAAUACAACUUAUAGACUGUUUUUUUUUUUAAAUAAUAAAUCUUAGAUCUUUAUGUCUUAUUGAUGAUCAUUUAGAAAGAUAAAAUGCAUAAAAAAGGAUUUUUUAAUUGAUUUGUAGAGACAAACUAUCACUAAAUACUUUACUUGCAGAUUGUAAGAUACUCAGAAAUGAAAACACUCAGAAAAUAUUAAGAAACUUUGUAUAUUUUUCGAUGACACUCAAAUCUUAUUGAGAUUAAUUGCAGAAAAUUAAAUAUUAUUUUUUUUUAUUUAUUGAUUCUAUUUUUUCCCCUCUUUUGCAAAUAGAAUUUUUUUUACUUUUGCAGAACACAGAAAAUUCUCUCUCUCUAUCCAUGAAACAUUUUUUGUGAAAAUGUAGACAGAAAUUGGUGAAAAAUAAAUAGAAAAUAAAAAACACCGAUCAACACUGUAUGAUGAAGUGUAGUUGGUAGGUUGAGAGACACAGCACACAAAGAAUACACACAGAGUCUCAUUAAUUGAACAUUAACACUUUUACACGUGAUUCAGACACAAUGAAAAAGAAACAGAAAAACACACAGAAACAUGCAAUGAGAUGGAAGGUAAAAAAAAGAAGAGAAAGACAUUUCAAAACAAUGGAGAAUUGCAUUGAAAGAAGUCGUACAUGAUAAUAUUUUUAAUUAAUAUAAACAAACAA
Messenger RNA from Phlebotomus argentipes, 1981 nucleotides. It is a transcript of the gene Gasp, whose product is annotated as protein obstructor-E. The record is from RefSeq and is a predicted model, not a curated record. Gene Ontology annotation, cellular component: extracellular region. Gene Ontology annotation, molecular function: chitin binding. The transcript has 5 exons. NCBI's taxonomy places the organism in Eukaryota, Metazoa, Arthropoda, Insecta, Diptera, Psychodidae. Bases 192 to 977 code for a protein of 261 amino acids.